AUGACGUGUAGAAAUUUACAAAGCCUGAAUGUAUCCCUCUCUGAUAUUGGCUUUGUGGAUAUUUUCUGGAUAUCUGUAGAAAGUCCAAGUCUCGCACAACUUGUUCUUAAAUAUUGUGACAACAUUACCGAUGCUGCCAUUGUAAACAUUGCAAACAAGUGCCCUUAUCUGCAGCAUGUUUCUCUGAAAGGAUGCAGAGAAAUCACAAAUGUGUCAGUAAAAGAAUUGGCACGAAAAUGUCAGAACUUAUAUUAUCUCAAUCUCAGUGGCUGUGUCUCUAUGCGCUUUGCGAAUGGGACUAUGGAAAUGCUUUCAUCAAGAUGCGAGAAUCUUGAAUAUUUUAACUUCAAAGCGGAUGAUGCAUGUUUUGAAAAUAAUCGUAAUCGAUGGUUAACAAGUCAUGAUAUACAAUUGUUUGCUUCAAGAUGUAAAAACUACGGUUCUUGA
Rhizophagus irregularis DAOM 181602=DAOM 197198 is the source of this 447-nucleotide messenger RNA. RefSeq lists its product as uncharacterized. Gene Ontology annotation, molecular function: protein binding. Lineage: Eukaryota; Fungi; Glomeromycota; Glomeromycetes; Glomerales; Glomeraceae. Gene Ontology annotation, biological process: SCF-dependent proteasomal ubiquitin-dependent protein catabolic process. The record is from RefSeq and is a predicted model, not a curated record. Gene Ontology annotation, cellular component: SCF ubiquitin ligase complex.